GCGAGAGUCACAACCAGAGACAAGUCACAACGGCCGCUUACGCGAGUGUCCCUUCUAUUGGCGUUAGCUUUAUUAUUCUAUGCGAGUGUCCCUUCCAUAAUUCUGCCAUCCUUGCUUGUUUUUUACUCAUUUCGCCUUGGUAAUUUGAAAAUUUGAUAAUUCGAAUAUUGUGCAAGUGUGGUAUUACUAUAUUUGAUUGAAAAUUGAAAUCAAAUGUGAAUUCUCAAUUCCCGUCUAACUCAAACUUGAGCAUAGCGUGCCGCGCAGCGCUUAGCCUACUCGAGAUAAACCAUGUCUGGUAGUAAAUCCUCUGUUUCUGGAGAAUGGCGGAAGCGAGUGAAGUCAGAGUACAUGCGCUUACGCCAAGUCAAAAGGUUCAAAAGAGCAGAUGAAGUGAAAGUAGCAUGGAACAACAAUCUCAAAAGCAUGGCAGAAUUGCUGGAGAAAGAAGAAAGACGCUGGCAUGAAACAAAAAUAAUCUGGUCAUACCGGGCCGAUUCCAAUGUGCCAUCGGUGGCCCCUAAGAAAAAGGCAGAGGUCACAUUUUUGGAUGGCGGAGUAUUGGGUUGUCCAAUCAAACUGAUUAAUGCUGUGCCAGCUAUUCCCACAAUGUACACAUGGGCUCCAAUCCAACAAAACUUUAUGGUGGAAGAUGAAACUGUUUUGCACAAUAUUCCUUAUAUGGGGGAUGAAGUUCUUGAUCACGAUGGAACAUUCAUUGAGGAAUUAAUUAAAAACUAUGAUGGCAAAGUCCAUGGGGAUCGUGAAGCUGGAUUCAUUGAUGACCAACUUUUUGUUGAAUUGAUCAAUGCACUUGUGCAACAUCAAAUCAAAGAGCAGGAGGAGGCAAAUAAAGUAUGUAGCAAAUCCAGUAGUAAAUCAGAUCAGAAAACGAGCCAAGAGAAACCAUUUCCUGCCCCAGUGAUUUUUCAAGCUGUCUCCUCAAUGUUUCCGGACAAAGGAACUCCAGAAGAGUUGCGUCAGAAGUACAUUGAAUUGACUGAAAGUCUGGAUCCAAAUGCUCUCCCUCCAGAGUGUACACCAAAUAUUGAUGGACCAACUGCUGAGUCUGUUCCUCGUGAACAAAGCAUGCACUCAUUCCAUACUUUAUUCUGUAGACGAUGCUAUAAAUAUGACUGUUUCCUUCACCGCCUGAAAUCUCAUCAUUCUGGCCCUAAUCUUGGAAAAAGGAAAGGCCCAGAUUUAAAACCAUUUGCUGAUCCUUGUGGUCCUGAUUGUUACAUUCUCUUGGAAGGGAUGAAAGAAAAGUUAGCAGCAAUCGCUGAAAAGUGUGCUGAAGAAAAACGUAAGGAGGAGGAGGAGGAAGAAGAUGAGGAGAUGUCAAUAAAUGAUGAGAUCAAACAAGAACCUCAGCCGUCACCUUUAAACCAAUCAGGUGGAGGUAUUCCUGGAGGCGGAGGAAAUACUAUAGUCAAAAAGGAAAUCAGAAAUGAAGCAAAGCAGCAGAAGAUUUGUAAACAGAUAUCAGUAGAUUCAGGCAAUGAAGCGAGUUCAGAGGAUAGCAACGAUAGUAAAGAAUAUAAAAAUGACGAACUUACUGGAAACGCUGUUGAAACAACAACUUCAUUUUCUCUGCUGGGAUUGAUGGGAGCUGAUGAUAAAAAAGAGUGGACCGGGUCAGAUCAGUCUCUGUUCCGCUGUCUUCAGAGAGUGUUUCUCAAUAACUAUUGUGCUGUUGCUCAAAUCAUGAUGACAAAAACUUGUCAACAGGUGUAUCAGUUUGCAUCGAAAGAAGCUGCAGAUAUCUCUGCAGAAGAAGCCCUCAAAGACUUAACACCUCCAAGGAAAAAGAAGAAGAAGCAUCGGUUGUGGUCCAUGCAUUGCAGGAAAAUUCAGCUGAAAAAAGAUUCAAGCUCUAAUCAUGUUCAUAAUUUCACCCCAUGUCGUCAUCCACCCACCCAACAGUGUGACCAUAAUUGUCAAUGUGUGGCUGCUCAGAAUUUCUGUGAAAAAUUUUGUAAAUGCAGCUCAGAUUGUCAAAACAGAUUUCCUGGUUGCCGCUGCAAAGCACAGUGCAACACAAAACAGUGCCCAUGCUAUUUGGCUGUCAGAGAAUGUGAUCCUGACCUAUGUCAGACUUGUGGAGCAGAUCAGUAUGACGUCAAGAAGAUAUCUUGCAAGAAUGUCAGUGUACAAAGAGGACUUCACAAACAUUUGCUCAUGGCUCCAUCAGAUGUUGCGGGCUGGGGAAUCUUUCUCAGAGAGUCUGCGCAAAAGAAUGAAUUCAUCUCUGAGUAUUGCGGUGAAAUUAUUACUCAAGAUGAAGCUGACAGAAGAGGGAAAGUUUAUGACAAGUACAUGUGCAGUUUUCUUUUCAAUCUUAAUAAUGAUUUCGUUGUUGAUGCCACCCGCAAAGGAAAUAAAAUUCGAUUUGCAAACCACUCUAUCAAUCCAAACUGUUAUGCUAAAGUGAUGAUGGUGAAUGGGGAUCAUAGAAUCGGUAUCUUUGCAAAGCGAGCGAUUCAUUCCGGAGAGGAAUUAUUCUUUGAUUACAGAUAUGGUCCAACUGAGCAACUAAAGUUUGUAGGAAUAGAGCGAGAAAUGGAAUUUCUUUGAUCUCUUUGCAACCUUGAAUUCCUUCUUUUUUAUCACUGCCGAUCUCUGACACAUGCAAGAACUCCAUUGAGAUACUACUCACAUGGUCUUCUAAUGAGUCCUAGUCCGUUGACUACGCCAAAAAACCCUGCGCUGUCCGAUUGGAAUAUGCCGCUUUCAGGGCUCAUUGGUGGUACCCUCAGGAGUAAUUCUAGAAAGGGCAACACUCUGAGACCCGCGACUGGAGCAAGAUGGCGUCUGUUAAAGUCCGCCAUUUUGGUUUUUUUAAAAAUUUUAUUCCUCAUCACUUUUCCUGUCAGACUUAUAUCUUUUAUUCAAAUUAGGCGGAACUGAAAAUGUUCCAAUUUUCGGAAACUUUGAGGUCAAAUAACUUUCAAACAGGCGAGGAAAUGAAUAUUUGGUCUUCUCUGAAGGAGCUGUAGAAUUGUCUGGCGUUUAAUUUGAUACCAAUACCAUUUCUGUGCGAUAAUAAAUAAACUCGUGAGACCAAUUUAAGUGAUGCGCGCGGGUGCGCGGCGCGGGACCCGUUUCAGCGCCCUGGACGGCCGACUCAACCCUUCAAUGGGCUGUAUUUCGGUUGCUGUGCUGUCGAUUUUGAUCAAAUUUUUUUUUGUAAGUAGAUGUACUCGAGAAGAAUCAGCUCAUUAAUUAUUAUUGGCACUAACUUGAUAAUUUUUCAAAAUUUUCAAAUUUAAAAAAAAUUUGUCGGUUGAAUAUGUGAUGCGGGAGAUUUAAAAUGGGUCUUUGUCAUCUAAUGUAAACGUAGAAUUAUUUGAGGUUUAAUUUGAUACCAUAACCAAUUUUGUGCGAUGAAAAAUAAACCUGCCUGAGUGAUUUAAGUGGAACGCAGGGUUGCGCGUCUUACGGCGCGUGACCCGUGUGGGGUUGUUGAAGCCCUUCACAGUUUUUGUAUGCACUGUACUUCGGUUGCCACAUAUUCCGUUUAAAUAACUACUUUUUACGAAGGUUUAAAAAAUUUCUGUGGAAUCAUAGCGUUGUAGAGUUGAAUAGGAAAACAUAUUUUUUAUUAUAAUAAGAUGUAUUUUAUACCACCGUCAUUCCAGUGUGAAGAAAAGAACAUUAAAUUGCGAUAGGAAUUUUACUUCAAACACAGAGUUCAUAGCAAUACUCUAGAAUAAUUUGCAGCUUAAACUAUUUUCUUGAUCGAUCUUUGGAAAACUUGGAAGAAAUCAACAUUAAAAGACAUAUAAUUUAAUUCUAUGGUUUUGGACAGAAAAACUCCUUUUUAGGAAUGUAUAAUACUAAAUAAAAACAAAACACGAUAAUUCAUAAUAGAUCAAAAAGAAAUGAUCACAUGCAUAUAGACUGGACGUUUUUUCUAAAAAAAUAAAAGCGGAAGAAAAUACAUGAAGGGUCUUGCGUUCCAUGCGUUGAUAAGCCUACUAUCUAAAAAAGUAGAGCAUGGAAUAUCACAUUAAGAUGUGAAUUAAAAGGCAAAUUCAAAGGGAGAUCUAAGUUUUAAUUGCACGUUAUUCUUCACUUUCUGGGACUACCGGAAGAUAUGGAGCCUCUUCAUCAACAUUCUCACUAUCCAUUCUGUGAACAAGGAAAAAAGAAAAAAAAAUACUCAUUAAAUUGAGGGAGUUCAUGCUUAAUCUUUCGAAUCCUAUUCAAUGUAACCCCCCCCCCCCUAAAGUAAACGAAUACCUAAAUCGAAAGAAAUAAGAAUAGUGCUAUGUCCAUCAACAUUACACUGGAAUAUAUGCAAAGAAGUGAAUAAAUAAAAUUUUGCAUUUCUUUUUUCGCUAAGUAAAGGAAGCUUGUAACUGGUA
Molecule: messenger RNA, 4370 nt
Organism: Bemisia tabaci
Lineage: Eukaryota; Metazoa; Arthropoda; Insecta; Hemiptera; Aleyrodidae
Gene: E(z)
Product: histone-lysine N-methyltransferase E(z)
Biological process (GO): heterochromatin formation
Cellular component (GO): nucleus; ESC/E(Z) complex
Molecular function (GO): histone H3K27 methyltransferase activity; chromatin binding; protein binding
Source: RefSeq, a predicted model, not a curated record